This is a messenger RNA of Penicillium canariense, 1293 nucleotides long. Its product is annotated as GNAT family N-acetyltransferase. The transcript has a single exon. The coding region runs from base 1 to 1293 and encodes 430 amino acids. The record is from RefSeq and is a predicted model, not a curated record. Lineage: Eukaryota; Fungi; Ascomycota; Eurotiomycetes; Eurotiales; Aspergillaceae. Gene Ontology annotation, biological process: siderophore biosynthetic process.
AUGGCAUCGCCUUCUCAGCAAUUGGCGCCUAUCCGGAUUCGCCUGCCGCAUCCAUAUUUGACGACAUACCACCUGCUGCCCUCCGGCAAGGUUCAGAAUGGGAAUCAGCUCCUCCAAAUACGCAAGUCUAGCGAGGGUGAAGCCCAGCCGUUUCCCCAAGAGCUGCAGAAUGAUCAGCUCUUCUUCAGCACACUUCAGCCCGUGAACCCUGACACGGCGGUUCCGGACUCCAACAACACAGCUUGGGCCCGCGCCCAGCGCAGUCCAACUUCGAUCUGCACAUGGAAGGGCUCUUCCGCACCAACAGUCGGCCAGGUGUGGCUGUUCCUCUACGCCACCUUCACCGUGAAAGAGCAGAUCGAGACAUUCCGUCUGCAGCUCCGGGGUCCCAACGCUGACGCUUUGGCGCAUGCCCUCCGCCUGUCGAUGGUAGCAACCGACCACCCGCUACCCGUCAGCAGCAGCACAAAAUACCAGCCCACCCCCAACGAGCUCCUCAUCCUGCGCAGCGCCUUCUGGCAAGGCUGUGCCUCUCCCCUAGGCGCACAGCCCAUCUGGCUGCCCAGCUGGAGCACCGGCGCCGCCGUCCCGCUGCUCGACUACAGCAUGACCUCUACGGAGACCAUGUACCGCCGUCACCCACGGCGUCAUCCCAAGCCCACGCCCGGCUCGGUCGUCUACAGUCGGUACAUCCCUUUCCUGGACGAGCACUUCUCCCUCAUUGCGCUAGACUACCGCAACCCCGCGCACCUCAACCUGUUCCACACGUGGCAGAAUGAUCCACGCGUCGCAAAGGGCUGGCAGGAAACCGGCUCCCUCGACGAGCACCGCAAGUACCUGCAGCGGCAGGACGAGGACCCCCACACGCUGACCGUGCUGGGCCGCUUCAACGACACGAUAUUCUCCUACUACGAGAUCUUCUGGGCGAAGGAGGAUAACAUCGGCGCGCACUAUGCCAGCAGCGAUUUUGACCGCGGUCGUCACACGCUUGUGGGCAAUGAUGCGUUCCGCGGCCCGCACCGUGUCAUGGCGUGGUGGCCAAGUAUGAUCCAUUAUUGUUUCUUAGAUGAUCAUCGCACCGAGAAUGUUAUUGGGGAGCCCAUGUCGACGAAUGAUAAGGUACAUAUGUAUGAUUACACUUUUGGCUUGCAUCAGGAUCAAUUGCUGGAUUUGCCGCAUAAGAGGGCAAGUCUCGUUAAGGUUACGAGGGAGCGAUUCUUCCAGCUUUGUCCGUUCGAUCAGGGGACGCCGCAUAUUGCAGGGACGGGGUUGGCUUUUAAGCCGCGGUUAUAA